Messenger RNA from Trametes versicolor FP-101664 SS1, 2922 nucleotides. Its product is annotated as U4/U6-U5 snRNP complex subunit PRP6. Gene Ontology annotation, biological process: spliceosomal tri-snRNP complex assembly; mRNA splicing, via spliceosome. The coding region runs from base 51 to 2834 and encodes 927 amino acids. NCBI's taxonomy places the organism in Eukaryota, Fungi, Basidiomycota, Agaricomycetes, Polyporales, Polyporaceae. Gene Ontology annotation, molecular function: protein binding. The transcript is spliced from 12 exons. The record is from RefSeq and is a predicted model, not a curated record. Gene Ontology annotation, cellular component: catalytic step 2 spliceosome; U4/U6 x U5 tri-snRNP complex.
AGUAGUCGCGCCACGCGCCCUUCUCUUCCCCGCAUCCGAGUGCAAACAUCAUGGCUGCGAAGGACAAGCCCAACAAGCUGGCAUUCUUGUCAAUGCCAGCGCCGGCAUCCUAUGUUGCAGGUCUUGGUCGAGGCGCUUCUGGUUUCACGACCCGGUCGGAUAUCGGUCCUGCUCGAGAAGGUCCUUCGGCCGAAGUCAUCGCAGAGGCGCAAGCGAAGCGUGGAGAGGAGGCGGAAGUCGACCCGGACCAGUUCCAGGACCCCGACAACGAAUACGGACUCUUCGCAGGGACAACAUAUGAGGCCGACGAUGAGGAGGCGGACAGGAUAUAUGAGCAGGUGGACCAGAACAUGGACGCCCGGCGGCGCGCGAGGAGAGAGGCGAGGGAGAAUGAGGAGCUGGCAAAGCACAGAGCGGAACGUCCCAAGAUCCAGCAGCAGUUCGCCGACUUAAAACGCGGCCUUUCCGCGGUUACAGACGAAGAAUGGGAGAGCAUUCCUGAGGUGGGCAAUCUUACGAGGAAAAAGCGUAAAAAGGACGAGAGGUCAUUCGUUGUAUCCGACAGCGUCAUUGUCGGAGACAGAUCUCGGACUGAGUACGAGACCUCGCUAGACUCGCGACAACAGGCGAAUGGAGGAAUCGAGACCCCCGCAGAGAAUGGCACAAUCACGAACUUCGCGGAGAUGAGCCAGGCGCGAGACAAGAUUUUGUCGCUCAAGCUGGACCAGGUCUCAGGAAACGUCACUUCUACUGGCCUGCAGACAGCGAUAGAUCCCAAAGGUUACCUUACUUCGCUCGACAGCGUUGUGCUCAAGACGGACGCUGAGAUUGGUGACAUUAAGCGGGCACGCAUGCUCUUCGACUCCCUCGUAAAGUCUAACCCGAAGCAUUCACCUGGAUGGAUUGCCGCCGCACGUUUGGAGGAGCACGCUGGGAGGAUGGUCGCGGCACGCAAGAUGAUCAAGCAAGGGUGCGAGCAGUGUCCCAAAAACGAGGAUGUCUGGCUCGAGGCUGCGCGGUUGCAUAAUAACGAUGAUGCCAAGGUCAUUCUAGCCAGUGCAGUGCAACACGUCGGCCAGAGUGUGAAGAUUUGGAUGGCUGCGGCAGACCUAGAGCACGACGUCAAGGCAAAGAAGCGUGUUUUACGGAAAGCUCUUGAACACAUCCCGAACUCCGUCCGGCUGUGGAAGGAGACGGUCAACCUAGAGUCUUCUGCUGUAGAUGCUCGUAUCCUUCUGUCUCGUGCCGUCGAGGUCAUCCCGCAGUCCGUCGAGCUCUGGUUGGCACUCGCCCGCCUCGAGACGCCUGACAAAGCCAAGGCCGUACUCAACAAGGCUCGCAAAGCCGUCCCAACCAGCCACGAGAUCUGGAUUGCCGCUGGUCGUCUGCUAGAGCAGGAAGCAUAUGCAACUGAGAAAGCCCAAGAGCAGCGCGACAAAGAACUGGCGGCGGUUGACAAGACAAUCGAAGCUGGUGUUCGCGAGCUUCGCCGCCACCAAGUGCUCCUGACCAGGGAGCAAUGGCUGAAGGAAGCCGAGCGGUGCGAGACCGAAGGAGCAAUCCGGACAUGCGAGGCGAUCAUCAAGGCGACGAUCGCCAUGGACAUCGAGGAGGAGGACCGUCUUGACACCUGGACGGGCGACGCGGAGGCGGCGGAGGCGAAGGGCAACAUCGGUGCCGCUCGGGCGAUCCUUGCCUACGCGCUCAGGGUCUUCCCUGACAAGAAGAGCCUGUGGCGUAAGGCUUCCGAUCUAGAGAAAGCGCGUGGGACAAAGGAGUCGCUCAAUGCUAUCCUCGAACGCGCAGUGCACCAUUGUCCACAGGCAGAGGUGCUGUGGCUCAUGUGGGCGAAGGAGAAGUGGCUCGCAGGCGACGUGCCCGCGGCGCGCGAGGUGCUCGAGCGCGCGUUCGUCGCGAACUCGGAGAGCGAGCAGAUUUGGCUCGCGGCCGUGAAGCUGGAAGCGGAGAACGGCGAGCUCGACGUCGCGCGCGAGUUGCUCGUCCGUGCACGCACUGUAGCGGACACGCAGAGGAUCUGGAUGAAGUCUGCUGUGUUCGAACGGCAGCAAGGCCAGCUGGACAACGCACUGGAGACGCUCGCCACCGCGAUCAAGAAGUACCCGAAGUUCGCCAAGCUUUACAUGAUCCAAGGUCAAAUUCAUCAGCAGCGCAAGGACCACGCCGCGGCGCGUGCGUCGUUCACGUCUGGUAUCAAGGCAUGCCCUAAGGAAGCAAACCUGUGGAUCCUCGCGAGCCGGCUCGAAGAAGCUGACGGGAAGAGCAUCAAGGCGCGCGCGUUGCUGGACAAGGCGCGAUUGGCGAAUCCAGGCAACGACGUGCUCUGGGCAGAAGCAGUCGGCGUUGAGGAACGCUCCGGGGGCGCUGCACAAGCGAAGACAGUUCUUGCGAGAGGUCUGCAGGAGUGCCCGACAUCUGGGCUGCUGUGGUCGAUGGCGAUAUGGGCGGAGCCGCGGCCGACGCGCAAGGCGCGCUCCGCGGACGCGCUGCGGAAGGCGGGCAGCGACCCGUGGGUACUCUGCAGCGUCGCACGGCUGUUCUGGGCGGAGCGCAAGAUCGAGAAGGCGCGGCACUGGUUCGAGCGCGCGGUGUCCGCGCCCGAGAACCCGAGCGACACCUGGGGCGACAUCUGGGCGUGGUGGCUCAAGUUCGAGCGGCAGCAUGGGGUCGCGGAGCAGCAGGAGGGCGUGAUCAGGCAGGCUGUCGCGGCGGAGCCGCGGUACGGGCCUGCGUGGCAGCCAAUCGCGAAGGACGUCGCGAACACCGGGAAGAGUACGCGGGAAAUCCUCGAGCUCGUGGCGGGCACGCUGCAUUGAGGCGGGGCAGGCUUGGGAGAUUGGGCUACGGGUUCUCGCCGACGUGCUUGGUGUGUACGAGUAAUUGAUUGUGUAUCUGAUGUGUGUU